AUGCAGUCGAGCUGUACACACGUCUGCCACUGUGGCGACACGGCCGCGCAGCAAGCUGCACCAGCAAGCAAUGCUCGUCAGGGCGAGUGGAUCUGGUCCACCAGCGACGGGUUUGCAGCCAACACCUGCGACCUCGGGUACGCAUUCGCACCGGACGGCGACAACUUUCUCGGUCUUUCGGCGUAUUCGACACCCACGACCUCGACGCUGGCAGGGAUGGGGCCCAAGCGAGACGCCGCGGGUGGUGCGUCAUCCUGGCUGCCGCAGAACGAGACCGUCGAUGGUCUGUGGGGCGCGUCGGCGUUUGUUGACAUGGACCUGCUCCCCCCAGGUAUGGCGAUCGAUCUGGACCUCGGCAUCCCCAGCCUCGCGCAGCUUGGUACGCACGACGUGACGGCCACACCGAUCUCGAGGCACGACUCGCUGCCGACGCCGGGGCUGACGCACUCCCCCGCCAGCGCGCGCACGUACGAGGCACUACCUGCCGUAGGCUUCAGCGCGCACACCGUGUCGUCGGUCGGAUCAGCACCGUCGGUACCUGCAACACCGACGAACUUGUCUCUGAUCGAGACGGACAGUCUGGUGGAGCCGAACAAGCAGACGGCGUAUCAGGAGAUGCUCGCCGCUCCCGCACAGGGCCUUGCAAGCGCCUUUGACUUUACGAACUUCCCGCACACCACCACCACGCAAGCCUACGCUCAGCAACACGCGUCGAUAGCGACGCAACCCAGCCAGGCACGAGGGUGCGUGUGUUCGGCGUCGUUGACGCGCACGGCGACAUCGACUUCGCACAUGGACAUGGCUACGCAAGUGGCAAUCCCCGCGCCGGGGUGGUUGGACCCUGAAUCAGUCUCGGUGCUCGCUCCCGUCGAACCUUACGCGUCGACGCUCGCUCCACCACCGAGCGUGUUCGAGUACAGCGAAUGGUCCGACGCAGGGACGGGUGGGUGGACGAUGCCCGCCACGUGUCCCAUCAGCACGCGUUACGAACCGUACCGCAAUCCCUCCGUUGCCUCUACAGCGUCGUCGAGCUCGAGCUUCCUGGCCGAGCCUAGUGGGAGUCGACGCCGGUCUUUGACUGUGGGGAGUCUGCCGAGUGCGGCGUCGUGCGUGGUGGACAGGGUGCGGAUGCUCGGUGCGUGCAGGGCGCCCUCGCCGGGAGUGCAACACUCGCUUCCGGCAUCGCCGCGACUGUCGGCGUCGAAAAAGUUCAACUCGAUGCCGUGCCGACGCAUACGCGCACCCACCGCCACUUCCAUCUUCCCCGCCGAGGCCGUUGAAUCGGCCAGCCUCGUGGACCGACGUAUGGCGUCGCUAUCGGCGCGCUCGCGCUCCCACACGCCUCAUCGCGGUCUGGCUAGCCUCUUCACCGCACGCGACGCAUUCAUCGAGCCCGCCGAAGCCUCCCCCGCGCUGUCGGACUUCUCGCUCGGGCUCAACACACCCACGAGCAGCACAUUCUCUCCGCCCUGCACACCCACCCUCGCCAGCAUCGGAUCGAAGCACGAUGGCGAGGCAGAGGAAGGUCGAGCCAAGAUCGCCAUGCACCACCACCGUACCAAGCUUCAGCGUGCGGUGCUGAACGAGGUGGUCACCUCGCUCCAGGGCGCAUACAAGCACUGUCGUCGACAGUAUGCGCUCGACAGUGCGUCCGAGCUUGCGGGGGAGCUGCUUGCGCUUCAGCUGCAGGACCACGACGGCUGGCAAGACGGAUCGAGUUCGGCGUCGGUGGUGGUGGCGGGUGAGACGCGCGAGAUGCGCAAGAACCGGCAAAAGGCCGAGAGCAAGAUGCGCAUGCGGCGCAAGGAGAUCCAACAGUUCGCGGCGCUCGUGCGAUUCGCCCAGCUCGCCACAUCUCCAACCACCCCCGAGCCGGUAGUACGAUCGCUGGUCGAGGUGUUGGGCGAGCAUCGCGAGUCGUGGUGCACACUUAUCGCGCUCGAAAAGCGACUCUUCCAUGCAGUGCGAGAUAAGCUCGGCUUGGCAGAGCUCGUGGUCAAGAAGCUGCUCGAACAGUGCAUCCCUCCUCCCCACCACUGA
Molecule: messenger RNA, 2040 nt
Organism: Moesziomyces antarcticus
Lineage: Eukaryota; Fungi; Basidiomycota; Ustilaginomycetes; Ustilaginales; Ustilaginaceae
Exons: 1
Coding region: 1-2040 (679 amino acids)
Source: RefSeq, a predicted model, not a curated record